AUGAGUUAUAAAUAUAAAUUACUUAUUGGAUUAGGAAAUCCUCCCGCUUAUAAGCUCACAAAACACAAUGUAGGACAGCAAUUUUUAGAUUCACUCGGCACUCGCUUUGAAUACGAUAAAAAGCUAGAAGGCUACAUCUCCAAUUACAAUGGGAUUUUACUUUUUAAGCCUCAUAGCUAUAUGAAUAUCUGUGGUGGGAUAAUAAAAAAAGCAAUUAAAAGCUUUAACACACAAUUUGAAGAAUUGAUAAUUUUGCAUGAUGACCUGGAUACCCCUAUUGGUAAAGCUAAGAUUAAGAAUGGAGGAAGUGCAAAUGGACAUAAUGGAGUUAUAUCUGUAAUUUCAGCACUACAAACGAAUAAGUUUGAUAGGCUUAAAAUUGGAAUAGGAAGACCUGGAGAUAUAUCAGAAGUGUCUGAUUAUGUUUUAACUCAAUUUAAAGUGGAAGAAAAAGCACAAUUAAAAGAAGCUUUUAAAAAAUCUAAAGAAUUAUUGGGAAUUAAAUAA
Molecule: messenger RNA, 507 nt
Organism: Blepharisma stoltei
Lineage: Eukaryota; Ciliophora; Heterotrichea; Heterotrichida; Blepharismidae
Source: the annotation of a GenBank genome assembly